This is a messenger RNA of Acipenser ruthenus (sterlet), 2865 nucleotides long. RefSeq names its product DAZ-associated protein 1-like. Bases 58 to 1509 code for a protein of 483 amino acids. Gene Ontology annotation, molecular function: RNA binding. The transcript is spliced from 14 exons. Gene Ontology annotation, cellular component: cytoplasm. Lineage: Eukaryota; Metazoa; Chordata; Actinopteri; Acipenseriformes; Acipenseridae. The record is from RefSeq and is a predicted model, not a curated record.
GAGCGAUACAGACAGACUGGCAAACACUCCCGCAGUUACGCAGAACAACCCACGGACAUGAACAGCAGCCUGGCCGGAGAUGAAAUUGGGAAGCUCUUUGUGGGCGGCCUGGACUGGAGUACCACGCAGGAGACGCUGCGGAACUAUUUCUCUCAGUAUGGUGAAGUAGUGGAUUGUGUUAUUAUGAAAGAUAAGACCACAAACCAGUCCAGAGGCUUUGGGUUUGUGAAGUUUAAUGACCCCAACUGCGUUCGGACAGUGCUGGAGACUAAACCCCAUUCCCUGGAUGGGAGAAAUAUUGACCCAAAGCCAUGUACACCAAGGGGAACGCAGCCUGAAAAGACGCGGACUAAGGAAGGCUGGAAGGGCAAUAAGAAUGACAGCAAUAAAUCAAAGAAAAUUUUUGUUGGUGGUAUCCCUCACAACUGUGGUGAACCCGAACUCAGGGAUUAUUUCAGUAGGUUCGGAGUGGUCACUGAAGUGGUAAUGAUCUAUGAUGCGGAGAAGCAGAGGCCCCGAGGUUUUGGAUUUAUUACUUUCGAGGCCGAACAAUCAGUGGACCAGGCUGUCAACAUGCAUUUUCACGACAUCAUGGGCAAAAAAGUGGAGGUUAAGAGAGCGGAGCCUCGUGACAGCAAAACCCCAGGGCCAGGAGAGCCGGGCGCUAACCAAUGGGGACCCAGGGCAAUGUUAAGUGCAGCCAAUGGCUGGGCAGCUCAGCCUGCACAGGGCUGGCAACAAGGCUAUGCCCCUCAAGUUUUAGGAAUGUGGAUGUCGGCAGGCCAGCCAAUAGGUGGGUACGGGCCUCCUCCUCCAGCUGGCCGAGGAGUCCCACCACCACCCCCCUCUCCCUUUAACGCUUUCUUAGUCACCACCACCCCCCCUGGAGGGUACGGGGCGCCACAAGGAUACCCUCAGCCAGGCUACGGCACCCCACCCCAGUAUGGUUAUGGAUUUGGUGCCCCCCAAAAUCCUGCUGACCAGUUUGCCCCACAAGGAGUGCCUCAACCCCCGACCACGCCUGGUGCAGCACCCAUGGGCUUUGCCCCUGCAACCACCCCCACUCAGGACAUGAACAAACCCCAGGCAGGACAGCCCGAGUUCUCCUACAACCAGUUUGGCUUGGGUAACUAUCCUCAGGACCCGUCCGGCUACGGACCAACGCGUCCUUCUCAGAGUUAUGGUCAGGCUGAGCAGGGAUAUAGUGCAGUGUUGAAACAAGAAGUUUCUACACACAGUGGAAAGACAGUCUGUGAACCAACUCAAUUCUGCUCCUAUCUCUGCAUUGUGCCUACAAAAUCAUUGUUACGGGCAGGACAUGAGCGUAUUUGGGCAGAGCUUCACAGACCCCAGCCAGCAAGCACCUUCCUACGGAGCGCCUUCAGCACCAGCAUCAGGGGGCCCCCAGCUGGGGGGCAGCAGCUUUGGGCGAGGGCAGAACCACAACGUACAGGGCUUCCAUCCUUACCGGCGCUAGAGGCACGCACACCACAGAGAUUCGAACAAUAAUACGACGUCAGGGAAAUAAUUCUGUCACAACUGGAUUUCUGCUGGUAUAUUUGUACGACCAGGGAUUCUGAAUUUGAGGACUUGGUUUUUUGUGACAAUCACAUAACAUACUUAAAUUUGGGAAAUAAGCAAAAUCUUUUAAGUUUUUAUUUUAUUUUAUUUUUUAUUUAAUAAUAUAAAGCAGAUGUUCUAUUUUGGGGGAGUGCAAUUUUUGGAAUCGAUCAGACUGGUCCUUCACCCACAUCAGCACAAAUUCAAACAAACAAAAAAUUCUACUGGCCGUAAACAUUAACAGGGUUUCCAGUUUCUCUCUUCAGCUUUAACUCAACUUCAGGGUUUUUCAUUUUGUGAUUUAUUAUUAUUAUUGUUAUUAUUAUUAUUAUUUAGUAGUAGUAGUAUUGUUAUUUUAAUAUUAUUGUUUUUUCUGAGCCUUUUACCAUAUAUUGUAAAACUUUGUUUAAAGAUUUAAAAAGUAUAUAUACAUUUAAAAAGACUCUGCAGUUUUUUAAAAGAGAAUUUUGUACUAGAUGUACGCUUGGCUUGUUUUUUAAUUUAAAGAUGUAGAUUUCCCUCAGGUGGCGCUGUUUUUUUGUUUUUUUUAGUGCAUUUCAUGUUAAAUGCAAAUGAUAGAAAACCCCGUUUCAAUAAAAGAUAACCUACAUUUUGUUUAAAAAAAAAAAAAAAAAAAAGGUUGGUUUGCGUGUCUGUUUCUAAGAGUAGCACCAUUUGUGUUUUUUUUAAUGGGUGAUGUUACAUUACAUUACACACAAACUUGAAGCUUAGUCACACACACAUCUAGGCUUUCCUGUCUGCGUAUCCGGUCGGGAAUCAUUAAUAGCCAGUGUUAAAAGUGUUCACAUCCAUCCCCUGCUCGAAGGAUGAGAUGAGACCUCUAUGUUACAAUUACAGAACAUGUGCUGCUGUCAAAUGCAGACAUAAUAACAGGGUUACCAUGGUAUUCAAGUUCAACAUUUACAUAAACAACCUGUUAUAUAAAAUGUGUUUGUAUUUUAAUCAAACCUUGUAAACUAAAGCACAGCAAUUACAGUCCUGGAGUGAUUUCUUUAAGUCAAAUAUCUGACGCUACUCUAUAAUGCUUUUAUUUCACUUUGUAAGAAUACCAUGAACCUAGCAGCAUGGCUCAGUGACUCUUCACCACAAGAGGGCACGUUAACCCAAUGAGCAAUGCCUUCAUACAGCAUGUGCAGCACAGUCAGGGUUGCCAUGUCUGAAUUUUGAUGCAGUCGUGGGUUUAAAAUGUUUUGGCUACUUUGCUUCUGCAGAUGUUGGCGCUUUAAAAUGUUUUUACAUGCAUGGUCCAAUCAAAAUAAAAUAAAAAAUAAAGACAAAAAGGGG